AUGCGGUCGUUAAAAGGGACGACGACAGGGAGCGAUCUCUUCACGGAGGUAAAUGCGUGUAUGGACACGUUGGGACCGAAAUGGGACAGACUGGCAGGUGUCACCACGGACGGUUGUCCACAUCUUACAGGAAAAAAUGUCGGACUUUUAAAACGUAUGCAGGAUAAAAUGGCUGAAACUGACCCAGAUCAGAAAUUGGUAUUUUUACACUGUAUUAUACACCAACAUGUGUUGUGCAAAUCAGUGCUAAAAAUGAACCAUGUUAUUGAUGUUGUUACUAAAAUAGUAAACUUCAUCAGGGCGCGGGCACUGAAUCACAGACAGUUUGUAACACUUCUGGAGGAGCACGACAGUGAACAUAGUGACAUUGGCUCCCACACUUCUGUCGGAUGGCUCAGCCUGGGCAAAGUGCUAAAAAGACUCUGGGACCUGAAAGCACAAAUUCGAGAGUUUUGUGAGACGAAAGGCAAAGACAUCCCAGAGCUUUCAGUUGAGGACUGGAUGGCAGAUUUUGCAUUUGCUGUUGAUGUGACUGCACUGAUGAACAAACUGAACACCAAGCUGCAAGGCAAGGGCCUUUUUGUUCAUGAAAUGCUCAGCCUGGUGAAGGCUUUCAUGAGAAAGAUACAGUUUCUUUCAAGACAACUGCAGAGCAACACUCUCACUCACAUGCAAACCCUGAAAGAAGUCACACCAUCAGCUGAUAACCUCUGCAGGUACUCAUCCAUGUUAGGAGCAUUGCACGGUGAGUUUUCAAGGCGAUUUGAGGAUCUCAGAACAAUGGAGGAUGAAAUGCACAUGAUUUCCUCUCCCUUUACCUGCAGUGUGGAUGAUGCACCCAGUGAUGUUCAGCUGGAACUCAUUGACCUGCAGUCUGAUGUAGGACCGGCAGAGCACUUUAAGUCAGGAUCUCUGCUGGAUUUCUACUCUUCUCUCAAGGAGGAGAACUUUCCAAACAUUAGGAGACACACUCAGAAGAU
Molecule: messenger RNA, 980 nt
Organism: Plectropomus leopardus (leopard coralgrouper)
Lineage: Eukaryota; Metazoa; Chordata; Actinopteri; Perciformes; Serranidae
Source: RefSeq, a predicted model, not a curated record